UGCCGUGGGUUUAAGUUGCAGCUGUGCAGCAGCUGCUGUGCAUUCAGAUGCAGGAUGUCUGGAAAACAAGGCGACGCGCUGUGCUUGUUUAUCAAUGGGAAAAAGGUGACCGAGGACCAUGCGGACCCUGAGACCAUGCUGCUGCCCUUCCUCCGGGACAAGCUGAGGUUAACCGGGACCAAGUCUGGCUGCGGCGGCGGAGGAUGCGGGGCGUGCACCGUGAUGGUGUCGCGCUACCAGCCUGCUACCAAAACCAUCGCCCAUUACUCUGCCAACGCCUGCCUCCUGCCGCUCUGUCAGCUCCAUGGAGCCGCCAUCACCACGGUGGAGGGCAUCGGCAGCUCAAAGACCAGGCUCCACCCGGUGCAGGAGCGCAUAGCGAAGGCUCACGGCUCCCAGUGUGGCUUCUGCACCCCAGGGAUGGUGAUGUCCAUGUAUGCCCUGCUGAGGAACAAACCGCAGCCAACCAUGGAGGACAUCACGCAGGCCCUGGCCGGAAAUCUGUGUCGCUGCACUGGAUAUCGGCCCAUCGUGGACGGCUGCAGGACUUUCUGCCAGGAAGCAAACUGCUGCCAAGCCAAUGGUGGCGCGAACUGUUGCCUCAAUGGAGACGAAAACACCAACGAGUCAGGACAUGAGAAUCCUCGACUCUUUGACCAAGAGAAGUUUCUUCCCCUGGACCCGACCCAGGAGCUGAUCUUCCCUCCAGAACUGAUUUUGAUGGCAGAGGCGUCGAACCCGCAGACAUUGACCUUUCAUGGGGAGAGGAUGACCUGGGUGUCCCCUACCUCUCUGGAGGAGCUGGUCCAGCUCAAGGCGAAGCACCCAAAGGCUCCGCUAGUCAUGGGCAACACCAACAUAGGUCCUGAUAUAAAAUUCAAAGGCGUCCUGCAUCCGCUGAUAAUCUCCCCUAUCAGAGUCAAGGAGCUGUUUGAAGUGUCCCAGGGACCAGACGGUGUGUGGGUGGGAGCCGGCUGCAGUCUGUCUGAGCUCCACUCUCUGCUGGAGAAGAUGGUUCCCCAGCACCCAGAGGAGAAGACUGAGCUGCUCAGAGCUCUGAUCCAGCAGCUCGGGUACCUGGGCAGCCAGCAGAUCCGCAAUGUUGCCUCUCUCGGAGGCAACGUUGCGAGCGCCUACCCCAACUCAGACCUGAACCCUGUUCUGGCUGCCGGGAACUGUAGAGUCAGGGUCGUCUCCGGCGGAGGAAGACGAGAGGUUCCUCUGAACCAGGAGUUCUUCGUUGGAUUCGGAAAAACCGUCCUGAGGCCGGACGAUGUUGUUGUCUCGGUCUUCAUUCCUUUUUCAACAAAGGGGGAGUAUGUGCGCGCUCUCCGACAGGCGCCGAGGAAGGAGGUCUCCUUCGCCACGGUGACGGCCGGAAUGAGGGUGCGUUUCUCCGAGGGAUCCAGGACGGUUCAGGAAGUCAGUCUGUACUUCGGCGGAAUGGGGCCGACGACCGUUGGCGCCGCCAAGACCUGCCAGGCCGUCACAGGAAGGCCGUGGAACGAGGAGACCCUGAAUGAGGCGUACGACGUCCUCCUGGGGGAGCUGGCCCUGCCGCUGUCCGCCCCUGGCGGGAAGGUCGAGUUCCGUCGCUCUCUGACUCUCAGCCUCCUCUUUAAGUUCUACCUGGACGUCCUGCAGAAGCUCAGAGAAACGAACGUGAUCAAAGACGAGCUUCCGGAGAAGCUGCAGCCUCUGCCCAGAGAGAUUCAGCCCAGUCUGCAGGAGUUCCAGCAUGUGCCGAAGGACCAGGACGACCAGGACCCAGUGGGGCGUCCCAUGAUGCACCGCUCCGCCGUCAGCCAGGCUACGGGCGAGGCGGUGUACUGUGACGACCUUCCUCAGACAGACGGGGAGCUCUUCCUGGUGCUGGUCACCAGCUCUCGGGCGCACGCUAAGAUCACAGGGCUGGACGUGAGCGAAGCCCUGAAGCUUCCAGGUGUGGUGGACGUGAUCACAGCCAACGAUAUUCCCGGGAAGAGAACCCGCGUCAUGUUUGGCUACGAGCAGGAGCUGUUCGCUGAGGACGAGGUGGUCUGCGUGGGUCAGACGGUUUGCGCGGUGGUCGCCGACACCAAGGCACACGCCAAACGAGGAGCGUACGCCGUGAAAAUCACCUACGAAGAUUUGCCGGACCCCAUAUUCACGAUUGAGGACGCCAUCGAGAAGUCUUCGUACUUCGAGCCACGGCGUGUGGUUGCGAAAGGCGACGUGACUGAAGCUUUCAAGAGCGUUGAUCGAGUUUACGAAGGGCAGAUUCGAAUGGGAGGCCAGGAGCAUUUCUACAUGGAAACUCAGAGCAUGCUGGUUGUCCCCGUUGGCGAGGAGAGGGAGUUCAAGGUCUACGUCUCCACCCAGUGGCCCACUCUUGCUCAGGAAGCGGUUGCAGAAACGCUGGACAUUCAGUCCAACAGAGUGACGUGUCACGUCAAACGGCUGGGCGGGGCCUUCGGAGGGAAGGUGAUCGUCACCUCCAUCCUGGCCUCCAUCACCGCUGUGGCUGCGUGGAAGACAAACCGAGCUGUUCGCUGCGUCCUGGAAAGAGGCGAGGACAUGCUGAUCACAGGGGGGCGCCAUCCGGUUCUGGGAAAAUACAAAGUGGGCUUUAUGAACGACGGGAGGAUCAUGGCUGUGGACUACCACUACUUCGCCAACGGCGGCUGCUUUGUGGACGAGUCCAUUCUGAUCUCCGAGAAGAUCCUGCUCCAUCUGGACAACGCCUACAACAUCCCCAACAUGAGGGGCCACUCGGCGGCCUGCCGCACCAACCUCCCCUCCAACACGGCGUUCAGGGGCUUCGGCGUGCCGCAGGGCCUGCUGGUGGUGGAGAACAUGGUCAACGACGUGGCCAUGGCGCUGGGUCGCCCCGCGGACCAGGUCCGUGAGAUCAACAUGUACAAGGGCCCGUCUGUCACUCACUACAAGUUUGAGUUCAGCCCGGAGAACCUGCGGCGCUGCUGGGAGCAAUGCAAGCUGAAGAGCGAGUACGACGCCCGCCGCCAGGCCGCCGCCCAGUUCAACCAGCAGAGCCGCUGGAAGAAGAGGGGCGUGGCCAUCAUUCCCAUCAAGUACGGCAUCGCCUUCGCCGAGAGCUUCCUGAACCAGGCUGGAGCUCUGGUCCACAUCUAUAAGGACGGUUCUGUUCUGGUGGCUCACGGCGGCACGGAGAUGGGUCAGGGGAUCCACACCAAGAUGCAGCAGGUUGCGAGCCGGGAGCUCCACAUCCCGACCUCCAAGGUCUUCAUCAGUGAAACCAGCACCAGCUCCGUUCCAAACACCUGUCCCUCCGCCGCGUCCUUCGGCACCGACGCCAACGGCAUGGCCGUCAAGGAAGCCUGUGAGAUUCUGUACCGCAGACUGGAGCCCAUCAGGCAGAAGGACCCAGGAGGAUCAUGGGAGACUUGGGUCCGCGAGGCUCAUCUGCAGAAGAUCAGCUUGUCCGCCACCGGCUUCUUCAGAGGGAAGGACCUUUACUAUGACUGGGACAAGAUGGAGGGCCAGCCGUACGCCUACUUCACCUUUGGGGCGUGCUGCUCUGAGGUGGAGCUGGACUGCCUCACGGGAGACUACCGGACGCUGAGGACGGACGUGGUGAUGGACAUCGGCAGGAGCAUCAACCCGUCUGUGGACAUCGGGCAGAUUGAAGGGGCGUUCACGCAGGGUUUGGGUCUCUACACCCUGGAGGAGCUGAACUACUCCCCCACGGGGGUCCUCUACUCCCGGGGUCCGUCCCAGUACAAGAUCCCGGCUGUGUGUGACGUGCCGCUCCGCUUCAACGUCUAUCUCCUGCCGGACUCCCACAACCCCCACGCCAUCUACUCCUCCAAGGGAAUCGGAGAGCCCACCCUGUUCCUGGGCAGCUCCGUCUUCUUCGCCAUCAAAGACGCGGUGGCGGCGGCUCGCUCCGACUCCGGCCUGUCCGGCCCGUUUACCCUGGACACCCCGGCGACUCCGGAGAGGGCUUUCUUGGCUUGUGCCUCGCCGUUUGUCAAGAAGGUUCCAGCCAGUAAGCCGGGAUCCUCCAAACCCUGGGCCUUGAACAUCUAAGAUCCAAUCAGUCCACGACAUAAUCAACUGCAAAUUAACCUCAACUAACAAAUGCACCUAUUUUACUCUAAAUGAUCUCCGCUACAAGUGGAUCUAAUUCAUCUGCAGCCAUGAAAUGAGAUGCAGAUUCUGUGCUUUGGCUCUUAGAGCAGAAUAAUGACAGGAUCCAAUUCUGGACAGUGGUGAUUAUUUUAGCUACGUUUACUAAGAACCGGUCAUUUAAGAAACUUGUACCGCAUAUAAAUGCACAUUUAACUUU
Molecule: messenger RNA, 4309 nt
Organism: Fundulus heteroclitus (mummichog)
Lineage: Eukaryota; Metazoa; Chordata; Actinopteri; Cyprinodontiformes; Fundulidae
Gene: aox6
Product: aldehyde oxidase 6
Exons: 34
Coding region: 55-4050 (1331 amino acids)
Molecular function (GO): molybdopterin cofactor binding; xanthine dehydrogenase activity; 2 iron, 2 sulfur cluster binding
Source: RefSeq, a predicted model, not a curated record